Molecule: messenger RNA, 1093 nt
Organism: Pistacia vera
Lineage: Eukaryota; Viridiplantae; Streptophyta; Magnoliopsida; Sapindales; Anacardiaceae
Product: transcription factor DUO1-like
Exons: 3
Coding region: 1-945 (314 amino acids)
Source: RefSeq, a predicted model, not a curated record
AUGGAAGGAAAAAGAGAAGAAAUAAGGAAAGGGCCAUGGAAAGCAGAGGAAGAUGAAGUGUUAAUAAACCAUGUGAAAAAGUACGGACCAAGAGACUGGAGCUCCAUUCGAUCCAAAGGUCUUUUACACAGAACUGGCAAGUCUUGUCGUCUUCGUUGGGUCAACAAACUUAGACCCAACUUGAAGAAUGGGUGUAAAUUUUCACUGGAGGAAGAGAGAGUGGUGAUAGAAUUACAGGCACAGUUUGGGAACAAAUGGGCAAGAAUAGCAACGUAUUUGCCUGGGAGAACUGACAAUGAUGUCAAGAAUUUUUGGAGUAGUAGGCAAAAGAGGCUGGCCCGAAUUUUGCAGAAUUCAGCAACACCCUCCUCUUCCCACUCCAAAUCCCACAAAACUAGUAGGGAAGUUUCUACUUUUCAUGAUGUUCCCACUUUACAGGCUCCAAAAUUCACUUCCUCAAUGGAGGAAGAGUUAUCCUCAAAGGCUCCGUCAUGCUCGUCAUCCAACAUGGAGAAGGCCGGAACUAUUAAGAUGGUUCCGCUGCCAGAUUUGGUUAAUCCUAAGUUGCUUCAUUUCGACGGCCAUUUUGAGCUUGCCCCAUAUGAGAAUUAUCCUUGCACUGAUUCUCAAUUACAGAUUCCAUUUCCCAACAUUCUACAACCUCAACAAGACCUUACAUUUUCACCAGAUAGCCAAGAGCUGUUGGCUGGGCUAGAGGACCCUCACUUUUUCGAUGUGUUUGGACCAGUAGAUGCUCCUCAACUUACUAAUGGAGCACAACUUCCUGUUGAAGAAUCAUUUUUAAAGCCAGUGAGAAGUUUUAGGAAUGAUGUCAUUGUCAAGGAAGAAUAUGACAACCCAGUGAACCCAGAUGCCUUCUUUGAUGAUUUCCCAACCGACAUGUUUGAUCAUAUUGAGCCACUUCCCAGCCCAUCGGACUGGUGAUUUAUUGACUACAAGGCUGGUGUCAUGUCCGGGCUGAUGAUGAACAUUUGAUUAGUUUCUUGCGCUUCAAAAUUUGAUGCAAAUCCUUGUGAACUGGUAAUUCUUGUAACUUUUAUUCUUUGUAUUAAGACUCUGUGAUCUACAUUAA